Messenger RNA from Protomyces lactucae-debilis, 330 nucleotides. Its product is annotated as serine hydrolase FSH. The transcript has a single exon. Lineage: Eukaryota; Fungi; Ascomycota; Taphrinomycetes; Taphrinales; Protomycetaceae. Gene Ontology annotation, cellular component: cytoplasm; nucleus. The record is from RefSeq and is a predicted model, not a curated record. The annotation marks the transcript as partial.
AAAGCACCAUUCGAUGGCAUCUUGGGCUUCUCACAAGGCGCUGCCUGUGCUGCUGCCAUCACAUCGCUGCUCGACCAAGUUUCAAGGGCAUCGCCAGCGGUCGUCAAUAAGCUUGAGAAGUAUGCCGAUGCCAUGUAUCACCCACGCUUCAAAUUUGCCAUCCUCUUUUGCGGUGCACGUCCGGCAGCAGCGUCGUUUGACUGGCUGUACAAGGAUAUCUCCACGCCGUCAUUACACUUGAUUGGACAGCGCGACGUCAUGGUCCCCUUGGAGCGUAGUGAGCAGCUAGCAGAGAGCUUCGUCAAGGCAGAUGUCUUGUUUCAUCCAGGC